AUGUCUAUCUAUCUGUCUAUCUAUCUAUCUAUUUGUCUAUUUAUACUUAUAUUAACCUAUUCUAUAGAAAAUGAAGAUCAUCAUUGCAUUUGGUUAAAUAAUUGUGUUGGAAAGAGAAAUUAUACAACCUUCUUUACUUUUAUUAUGUCUGCUACUAUCUUGUGCUGUUAUGUAAUCGCAUUUUCUUUGACACAUGUCAUUCAAGUUUAUUUAAAUAGCAGGGAAAGCUUUAAAGAUUCUUUAUUGCAUACACCUAUUAGUUUUUUAAUUGCUAUUUUAUGUUUCUUGUUAUUACUCCCAAUUGGUUGCCUAACUAGUUAUCACUGCUUUUUAGUUAUGAGAGGCGUUACAACUCAUGAACAGUUACGUUCAAAUUUGGCUUCAAUGCCAUUUGAAAAACAUCCUUAUGAUUUUGGAAAUCCAUUUAAAAAUAUGUUUCAUAUAUUAUGCAGACCACAUAAUAAGAGUUAUAUUGCAAGACGUAAAUAUGCUGAAGAGAUUUAUGAGGUUCAGCCUAUUACAAACAAUCCUGCAAAAAGAAAUUCAAAUUUAUCUUCUACAAAUAACAUACAAGAUGAAUUAGGUCAAGUUUCUACUUUGGAGACUAUAACUACAUCUAAUAUUCCUUUACAUACUAUUACGUAA
Molecule: messenger RNA, 645 nt
Organism: Cokeromyces recurvatus
Lineage: Eukaryota; Fungi; Mucoromycota; Mucoromycetes; Mucorales; Mucoraceae
Product: DHHC palmitoyltransferase-domain-containing protein
Exons: 3
Coding region: 1-645 (214 amino acids)
Biological process (GO): peptidyl-L-cysteine S-palmitoylation; protein targeting to membrane
Cellular component (GO): endoplasmic reticulum; Golgi apparatus
Molecular function (GO): protein-cysteine S-palmitoyltransferase activity
Source: RefSeq, a predicted model, not a curated record